AUUCGUUAGUCAUCUCUAUCGCAAACUAAAUAGAGUCACCUAACCGACUCAGUCAGAGAAUCUAACCUAACAUCAAAUCUCCAAGUCACAAUAAUUUAAUACAAAAAAAAGACUUUUUGAUCACACUAUUAUUGCAAGGUUUGGAAACUGGUAAUACAUUAUUAAAUUACAACUUAAGCUUUUCUUUCUCUCUAUAUGUUUGUUUCUCCACUCAUCACUCGAAUUGGAUCCAGUUCAAUCCGAAGCUUGUCAAAUUUCAGAACCAGGUGCUUGAAGCAAUUGCACAUGGCCCGCCCACCGAUCCUGGCGUUAGCAAUUCCAUCGGAUACCGGUCGUGUCCUCAGCAUUCAGUCGCAUACUGUUCAGGGAUAUGUGGGCAACAAGUCAGCAGUAUUCCCCCUCCAACUGUUGGGCUAUGAUGUGGACCCAAUCAAUUCUGUACAGUUCUCAAAUCACACAGGAUACCCAACCUUUAAGGGACAGGUUUUAAAUGGAGAACAAUUGUGGGAAUUAAUAGAAGGUCUUGAAGCCAAUGGUCUGUUAUAUUAUACUCAUCUGCUGACAGGUUAUAUUGGUUCGGUCUCCUUUUUGAACACAGUACUGAAAGUCGUUGAUAAGCUUCGAUCUGUCAACCCCAAACUUAAAUUUGUUUGUGAUCCUGUGAUGGGUGAUGAAGGUAAGCUAUAUGUUCCUCCAGAGCUGGUGACGGUAUACCGUGAAAAGGUUGUCCCUGUUGCUUCAAUGCUGACGCCUAACCAGUUUGAAGCAGAGCAGUUGACCGGGUCCAGAAUCACUUCUGAAAAAGAUGGGCAAGAAGCUUGCAACAUUCUGCAUGCUGCUGGGCCAUCAAAGGUUGUUAUCACUAGCAUAAACAUUGAUGGCACUCUUCUCCUUAUUGGCAGUCACCAGAAAGAAAAGGGUCAAUCUCCUGAGCAAUUCAAGAUUGUGAUACCGAAAAUUCCUGCGUAUUUCACGGGAACUGGAGAUUUAACGACUGCUUUGUUGCUUGGCUGGAGCAAUAAAUAUCCCGAUGACCUCGACAAAGCGGCAGAGCUUGCUGUCUCAAGUGUACAGGCACUUUUAUUGAGGACACUAGCAGAUUAUCAGAAGGUUGGCUAUGACUGCCAAUCAAGCAGUUUGGAAAUUCGGUUGAUCCAGAGCCUAGAUGACAUCCGCAACCCAGAAGUUAAAUAUAGAGCUAAAAGAUAUAACUAAGAUCUGUUGUCGUCUGGUCUACUUAUUCCUUUAGGAUAGUCUCAGUAGAAUGAAACAGUUUGAUUUGUACACUAUAAAUAGAGUGGACCAUUUAGCUCUUGUUGCUGAAGACGUUCAUAUCCCCCAUUAACUUAUAAUUAGAUGGCAACAGAUAGUACUGAGAAGAGCAUCCUGGGAAAAGAGGGUAUGGCAAUCGUUAUAUUCAUUUUGUUAUUGCCUUCCUUUCUCCUUCA
This is a messenger RNA of Solanum lycopersicum (tomato), 1448 nucleotides long. RefSeq names its product pyridoxal kinase. Gene Ontology annotation, cellular component: cytosol. Gene Ontology annotation, molecular function: pyridoxal kinase activity. The record is from RefSeq and is a predicted model, not a curated record. Gene Ontology annotation, biological process: pyridoxal 5'-phosphate salvage. Lineage: Eukaryota; Viridiplantae; Streptophyta; Magnoliopsida; Solanales; Solanaceae.